Molecule: messenger RNA, 2077 nt
Organism: Tremella mesenterica DSM 1558
Lineage: Eukaryota; Fungi; Basidiomycota; Tremellomycetes; Tremellales; Tremellaceae
Exons: 11
Coding region: 141-2045 (634 amino acids)
Biological process (GO): phenylalanyl-tRNA aminoacylation
Cellular component (GO): cytoplasm; phenylalanine-tRNA ligase complex
Molecular function (GO): phenylalanine-tRNA ligase activity; RNA binding; ATP binding
Source: RefSeq, a predicted model, not a curated record
CUCACUUGCUGGACCUAUCAAAUAAGCAGAGCAUCGUCAGAUCGCUUUCAAGCUGACUCGGUACAAGCCCCCAAGUACUCACUGACUCCACAGUUCACCGUCCCCUCCUCAACGCCCCUCCAUCCUCAGAGUCUGCCAACAUGCCAACCAUCACAGUAGAUAAAGCGGAGCUCAUGCGACGUCUUGAAAGAGAUUACACAACACAUGAAUUCGAUGAGCUCUGCUUUGAGUUCGGUAUAGAGCUAGAUGAAGAUACGACAGAAGACGUCAAAGCGGCUCUCGCAAAAGGCCUCCCCACCUCUCCGCCUCAACUCAAGAUUGAAAUACCAGCCAACAGAUACGACCUGCUCUGUCUUGAAGGUCUUUCCAGAGCACUUCGUAUCUUCUUACAAAAGGACACUGCACCUACUUAUUCUCUCUCACAAGUAGCUCAGCUACAAGAGGUCUUCGUGGAAGCUUCAACAUCUCCCCUUCGGCCACACUUUGCGAGUGCAGUGCUUCGUUUGGCUAGGCCAAUGAACGACCUUGAAUAUGAUUCUUUCAUCGACUUGCAAGACAAGCUUCAUCAAAAUUUAUGUCGUAUGAGACGUUUUGUUGCUAUUGGUACACACGAUUUGGAUACGAUUGAGGGGCCAUUCCGGUAUAUGUGUCGAGAUCCUCAUGAGAUCAAAUUUGCUCCUUUAAAUAAAGACACGGUCCAUACAGCUGCAGAGCUCAUGACGAUCUACGAGACCGACAGACAUUUGAAGCCCUACCUUCCUAUCAUAAGAGAUGCCCCGGCCUAUCCUAUCAUUUAUGACAAGCAUGACCGAGUGUUAUCAAUGCCACCUAUCAUUAAUUCUCAACACUCCAAGAUCGUGUCGGGUAAGACGAAGAAUAUCUUUAUCGACACAACUGCCACGGACAAAACAAAAUUGGAUAUCGUCAUCAAUAUGGUCGCUACGAUGUUUGCUGAGUACUGUCAAAUCCCCUUCUCCAUCGAGCCAGUGAAGAUACAUAUGCCUGAUGGAACGUCCCAUCUCACACCCUCCGUCGCCCCUCGUCUCACCACGGCCUCCACGAAAUAUAUUAACGCCGCCACUGGUCUAUUCCUUCCUCCAGACGAGAUAUGUACUCUCCUUACCCGCAUGUCGCUAGCUGCCGUACCCGGGAAACCCACCGCGGACGAUGUACAUCUAGAAGUACAAAUACCCUGCACGAGACCAGAUAUUCUUCACGAAUGUGAUAUAAUGGAAGACGCCGCUAUAGCCUUCGGUUUCAACAACUUACCAAGGCAGCUGCCUCAGACCAAUACGGUAGCUCAGCCGUUCGCGGUGAACCGACUAGCGGACAUUGUCAGGAAAGAGUGUGCAAUGGCAGGUUGGAUAGAGGCAUUACCUCUUAUUCUGUGCUCUCAUGAUGAGAAUUUCGCCUGGCUACGACGGAAAGACCCAGGUGGCCAGGCAAUCGUCUUAGCCAACCCAGCUUCUAUGGAGUAUCAAGUCGUCCGUACAUCUUUACUACCCGGUAUGCUCAAGACCAUCCGAGAAAAUCGUGCGCUUCCUCUUCCUGUCAAAGUGUUCGAAGUAUCCGAUAUCGCCAUGCAAGACCUUACUGCCGAGCGACAGGCCAGAAACUAUCGACGUCUAUGUGCGGUUUACAUGGAUCGUAAAGCUGGUUUCGAAGUGGCUCAUGGACUGUUGGAUAGGAUCAUGCAGAUCCUCGGAGUACCGUUCCUCCAUUCAGAGUCUAACGAGGGAGAGUAUGGGUAUUAUAUCAAGGGACAAGAUGACGAUACGUAUCUUCCAGGAAGAGGUGCCACCGUGUUCUAUCGUCCGAAACCCAAUGUCAAUGUGAAACAUAGCGAUUCGAGCGCUCAAACGGCGGUGGAAAAGGGUGAAGGAGCUUUGGAAAAGAUGGCUGGAGCUUUGAAGGCUGCUUUACCGGGAGCGAGUAGGGAUGUCGUUCUUGGCUCUUUGGGUAUCCUUCAUCCGGAAGUAUUGGGUCACUUUGAACUGUCCCGCCCCUGUUCAGCUCUGGAGAUUGACAUUGAGCCAUUGCUGUAGACGUGACAACAUGCAUCUAUCUGCUACAACUC